Messenger RNA from Solanum verrucosum, 1560 nucleotides. RefSeq lists its product as uncharacterized. The transcript is spliced from 5 exons. Lineage: Eukaryota; Viridiplantae; Streptophyta; Magnoliopsida; Solanales; Solanaceae. The record is from RefSeq and is a predicted model, not a curated record. The coding region runs from base 1 to 1560 and encodes 519 amino acids.
AUGGCGGAAAUUAUUGACAGAAUAUCAAAGUUACCUGUUCACAUAAUUCAUGAUAUUUUAGGUAGGGCUUGUAAGUACGGGCUCAAAGAAGAAGCUCAAAUUUGCGUGUUGUCUAAGACAUGGAAUUCAAUUUGGAGAGGCCGACCUGAUGUGAUAAUCUUUCAAUCCAACUUUCACAACAAAUCCCUGGAGAAUUUUGUUCAAUUCGUUGACGAUUCCUUGCAGCCUCAUAUCGAGCAAAACUUAAGAAUCGAGACACUCCGCCUUAUGGAUCUUUAUUCUCCGGAAUUGGUUUCUCAUAUGGAUCGCUGGAUCGAAUUGGCAACUAAACAUAAUGUCAGAUUUCUAGAAAUUGGCAUAUCAUGGUCGGGUUCAUUGUACUACACCAUACCUGAUUCUAUAUAUUCAGCAGCUAAGACGUUGACUAAGUUAUCUCUAUAUAGGUGCAACUUUGAAAUCAAUCAUAAUAGCACCACCAACAAAUUGCAAAAAUUGAUUGCAACAUGUCCAUUAAUCAGGGAUCUCAAGUUAAGUCGUUGCAGGGGGUUGCAGAAUAAUUUGUAUGUAUCGGGUCUAGUAAAUCUAGAGAAUUUGGAGCUAAGGGCAUGUGAAAAACUUGACAAGGUCGAAAUCCGGGCUCCAAAACUUUGUAAAUUUUUACAUGUUGGCUCACCUUUGCACAAACACCGCAAGACACAUGAACCAGAAUCGUUGCCUUGCACAAUUGAUAUUUUAGAUGGUUAUAACAGUUUGAAAUACCUCCACUUGGAAGAUUCCACCAUGACCGACCAGGAAUUUGAAUAUCAAUUGUCUAAGCUCACAGCCCUUGAAGUCUUAAUACUCAAAGGAUGCUAUGUAAUGAAAAAUAUUAAUGUUGUGAGUGAAAAGCUUAAGAGAUUCUCUUUGUGGGAUUGGGGGAAUGUGGAGAAAGUCAACAUGAUGUUGGCUCCAAAUCUGAAAAUGUUCGAUUUUGAAGGUAUCAAAAUGCCCUUUUCAAUCUCAACUAUGGAUCCUUGUAAAUUGGAACGAGCCAACCUCCGAUUUUUUCUGAUGCCAGAGUUUAGAAAUUCUUACAUCUUUGGAAAUGUGGAAACAAGAUGGUGCAAUAAUAUUCAGGACUUUGUUCAAAAGUUCAACUAUUCUAAGGGUCUAAUAUUUGUAAUUAUUUGUGAAAAGAAUAACAGUAUUCUUAUCUAUGAAGAUCCAAGAGAAAUUCUUGUUCCACCAACUCGAGAGUUAAAGUUACACAUUGAGAUUCCUUCAAUGUGCCUUGAAUCAUUUGCAUAUAAUCUGAUCAGGAACUUUCACCCCAAGAUAGUAUCGAUUGUUCCCUGCACUGAAAGUAAAAUACUCCAGGUAUUUCGUGAGACAACAAAAGAAUCCAGAAUGAAGCAAUACAAGCAAUCCAAGAGACUAAAUGAAGUCAGUAUUCAUAAAGGAUUAAUGGAAAAAUCAAAUGUAGAUGUGCAAAAUAUAGGAGUUGAAGUUCUAUUAGAAGAAAGUGACAUGGAGGGAACUGGACAAACUGCUUCCGAUAUAGUGUGCGCCGUGGUCGUAUGA